GCAGUUCCUGUCAGAACGAUAUAAAGCCAAUGAAAUAAAGAAUUAAUCAAUAAUAAUUAAUAAUGACAGCGCGGAAAUCAGGAUCUCGGUUAGAAACGGAAAUCGAGCGGGUUCGAUCUGAGGGACAGUGGGAGAAAAUACCUGAACUUGUCCGCCAAAUCAAUGCUAAGCCCCUCAGUACUGAUGAUAUGGGAGAGCUGUUGCUGGGUGAGAUGAAGCUGCAGCAGUUCCUGAAGGAGAACCCACUGAAACAGAACUGCAGCCCUCGAACAGCUCGUGCUCCACUGAUUGAAGCUCGUACUCACUUUACUAACGCCUUACAGCGAGGAAAUCUCCGGGUGGAGCUGCAGCAGGAGGUGAAUGUGCUGAUGGGAAAGUUGUGUUAUGUUGAAGGUGACUAUAAUGAAGCUCUUAGUCACUUGAGCAAAGUGAAUUUGGACGACCUGCAGCUGGGCAGCGCUCCAAUCUACCGCCUGGCCAUGAUCGCUGAGGCCUACGCCACCAAGGGUCUGUGUUUGGAGAAAGUAUCUGCACCCUCAUCCUCCAGCGCUGAGAGAGAUCAGGAGAUCAUCACCUGCUAUGAGAAAUCAGGAGACAUCGCUCUGCUCUACCUGCAGGAAGCUGAGAAGGCUCUCAGCGCUGGGAUCCAGAACCGCAGUCCAAAACCGGGCCCUGUCUCACAGGAACAAGAACUCGGCUACUUCCUGGAAACCGGACUGCAGCGUGCUCAUGUGAUCCACUUUAAAAACGCUAAUCUGACCAGAGGUGUUGGACGUUUCAGAGAGAUUCUCCGUGCUGUUGAGACCAGGACCACACAGAACCUGCGGAUGACAAUAGCACGUCAGCUAGCGGAGAUCUUGCUCAGAGGAAUGUGUGAGCAGAGUUACUGGAGUCCACUGGAGGAUCCGCCUGCACAGUCCCCACUCGACGAGCCUCAGUGCCCACCCACGUACCAGGAGUACUCCCUGCCCCGUCGGGCACGGGUCUACACUGGAGACAAUUUGUUCUGUCCUCAGGAGAACACAGAGGAAGCUCUGCUGCUUCUACUGAUCACUGAGUCCAUGGCUAACAGAGAUGCAGUAUUGAGUCGUAUUCCUGAACACAAUGCUGAUCGGGUGUUGAGUCUGCAGAGUGCGUCUGUGGUGUACGAUCUGCUCACCAUCGCUCUGGGACGACGAGGCCAGUAUGAGAUGCUCUCUGAGUGUUUGGAGAGAGCUAUGAAGUUUGCGUUUGAGGAGUUUCACCUGUGGUACCAGUUAGCGCUCUCACUGAUGGCUGCAGGAAAGUCAGCUCGGGCAGUGAAGGUGCUGAAGGAGUGUAUGAGGUUGAAACCAGAUGAUCCCACCAUUCCACUGCUGGCUGUAAAGCUCUGUAUUGGAAACCUGCACUGGCUGGAGGAGGGGGAAAGUUUUGCUAAGAUGGUUAUUGAUAUGGAGGGUAAAGCAUCAGAGUUUCGAGCGAAAGGUUAUCUCGCCCUCGGUCUCGUCUACAGCCUUAAAGCUACUGAUGCGUCUCUGAGGGGGGUACAGGAGGACUACCAGAAGAAAGCUUUAGGAGCGUUUCAGAGAGCUCAGUCUCUGGCUCCCACAGAUCACCUGGCUGUUUUCUACUUGGCUCUGCAGCUCGCUGUGUCUCGCCAGAUCCCUGAGGCCCUGGGGUACGUACGACAGGCUCUGCAGUUACAGGGUGAUGAUGUUCACUCUCUCCACCUCCUCGCUCUGCUGCUGUCAGCUCAGAAACAUUAUCAUGAUGCCCUGAACAUCAUUGAGAUGGCCCUGAGCGAGUACCCUGAAAACUUCAUGUUACUCUUCACUAAAGUGAAGUUGGAGACGUUGUGUCGGGGUCCUGAAGAAGCUCUGCUCACCUGUAAACACAUGCUGCAGAUCUGGAAGUCCUGCUAUAACCUCACCAACCCCAGUGAUUCUGGGCGUGGCAGCAGUCUGUUGGAUAGAGCCGUGGCUGAUCGUAGACAGUUAAACACUGUCAAUCUACCAGAUUUCAGUGAUCCAGAGACAGCUUUUGGCUCGUCCUCUUCUCUGAUGAUGUCAGAUUCUCCAUCUUCUCCAUCUUCUCCACUGUUUCCUCUUUCAUCCCUCAAUCCUCCCACUUCUCCUUCACCCAGGACUGAUCCUGUCAAUCCCAUCACCCAUGUUUUCUGUGAUCACUUUCCUCGCCACCUCCCUACAUAUACCAGUUCAGUACAUGCUCCAUCAAUAGCAGCAUCACGGGUGGAACAGGCUCUGUCUGAAGCCUCAUCCUUACAGAGCAGCACCCCCAAACAUGGACCCCUGCACCCCUGGAUGACCCUCGCUCAGAUCUGGCUUCAUGCAGCGGAGGUGUAUAUCGGGAUGCUGAAACCAGCUGAGGCGAUGGCAUGCACCCAGGAGGCGGCGAGUCUCUUCCCUACAUCCCAUAAUGUUCUGUUCAUGAAGGGGCAGGUAGCUGAACUCAGAGGGAACAUGGAGGAGGCUAAACGCUGCUACGAGGAAGCGCUGGCUAUAAGCCCCGCCCACAUCCGCAGCAUGCAGCGACUGGGUGUAAUUCUGUACCAGCUACAGAGGUUCUCGUUAGCAGAGAAGGUCCUGUGUGAGGCGGUGCAGCUGUGUUCCUCCUCUCAUUCGGGGUGGAAGAGCCUGGCCGAGGUGCUGCAGGCUCAGGGGAACAUCACCGCCGCCUCUGAGUGCUUCCUCACCGCCCUGCAGCUGGAGGCCAGCAAUCCCAUCAUGCCUUUCACCAUCCUGCCCCGUGCCCUUUAAAACUCUUACACACAUAAAAACUACCCAUCAUGCCUUUCUCCAUCAUAACUCACACACACACUAUACACACAGAUGAUGGACACAAUAAACUAAAUCCAGCUGUACUGAUCAGAUUAUAAACAGCAUGUAUCAGAUAAAAAAAACUCUCUGAAUCAACACUUCACACAAUACAAGGCAACUAACAGAGUUUUGGAUAGGCUAGCUCUGCCCCAAAAAUACCCACAGAAAUGAUUGAACACCAGUUCACCAUGACCCAGUCUCAACACAAACUAAACAUUGUGGAAAGCUCAUCUGGAUGUAAACACUGACCUAAAUCUCUAUUAGUGCUUUAAUGUUACAUGUUUCUAAUAUUUUGUCCAUCAACUGUACACACACACACACACACACAAAGUUGUGCAGUAUUACUUAUCCCAUGUACAAUCUCUUAAAGCUCCGCCCACAGUUUUGUGUGUGUGUGUGUGUGUGUGUGUGUGUGUGUUGGGGGGGGGGGUGUUAAAUGUUACACUGUACAGUCCUGAUUAUGUUACUCAUGGUGUCCAAAUAUUUAUGAAUGUAAAUACAAAAUAAAUAGAACUGAAUGAAAAUGGUCAUUUAUUUUCCAUCAUUAUAUCACAGUUUAUGAUGUCGAUAUUGGACGGUGUGUCUGUUUAUUAGAACAAACUUUAUAUAAUCAGAUUUAUAUUGUAUAUAUAACAUUUACAUUGUAAUUAUGUGAAUAUUAAAUAAUAUUAUAGUUUUA
Trichomycterus rosablanca is the source of this 3495-nucleotide messenger RNA. RefSeq names its product tetratricopeptide repeat domain 7B (gene ttc7b). Gene Ontology annotation, biological process: phosphatidylinositol phosphate biosynthetic process; protein localization to plasma membrane. The coding region runs from base 63 to 2756 and encodes 897 amino acids. The transcript has 21 exons. The record is from RefSeq and is a predicted model, not a curated record. NCBI's taxonomy places the organism in Eukaryota, Metazoa, Chordata, Actinopteri, Siluriformes, Trichomycteridae. Gene Ontology annotation, molecular function: protein binding. Gene Ontology annotation, cellular component: plasma membrane.